UCUCAUAAGAACUCCCUGUCCAAACCAUGUCAGCGGGCAUUCGUAUAUAUACCCUCCUCGGGAAGCCCGCACUCUUCGACAACACACCCGCCGUCUCGCCCCUCGACGUUCUCACAUCCCAAUCUAGCAAUAUAGUCACGUGAGUAAACGCGCUCCUCGGCGCCAGCACGCACACUUUGCUUCGGACACUGACUCUACCUCCGACUCCUCGCUCGCUCUUCAUCUCUUCAAAAUGGCCUCUUUCCUGCGCCGCUUCGCGACCUCUGCCUCAACAGGAGGGAAAACAAUGGCCAACGUCUUCUUUGAUGUUGCUAUCGACGCCAAGCCAACGGGUCGGGUGGUCUUCAAGCUGUAUGACGACGUCGUACCUCGGACAGCGAAGAACUUCCGGGAACUCGCGACGGGCGAGCAUGGAUUCGGCUACGCAGGUAGCUCGUUCCACCGGAUCAUCCCCAACUUUAUGCUUCAGGGUGGUGACUUCACACGUCAUAAUGGCACCGGUGGCAAGUCUAUCUACGGCGAGAAGUUCGCAGACGAGAACUUCAAGCUUCGGCAUGACAAGCCUGGCUUGCUCUCCAUGGCAAACGCAGGGGCUAACACAAAUGGGUCCCAGUUCUUCGUCACGACGGUAGUCACGUCAUGGCUGGACGGCAAGCACGUUGUCUUCGGCGAGGUCGUUGAGGGCAUGGAUGUCGUGAAGACGGUCGAAGCCGUUGGAACCGACUCGGGCCGGCCGAAGCAGAAGGUCACCAUCACCUCUUCUGGCAUCGUCUAAUUCGACACUAUUGCACUACGCUUCUAAUACCUCGCCAUACAUAAUCGUCGACGCUCUGACUGCUCGCUUUGGUAUCCCCUUCGCUCCGUCAAUUCUCUUCGCAGAAUCAUAUCGUUCGACCCGAAAU
This is a messenger RNA of Rhodofomes roseus, 902 nucleotides long. Its product is annotated as cyclophilin-like domain-containing protein. Bases 233 to 775 code for a protein of 180 amino acids. Gene Ontology annotation, biological process: protein folding; protein peptidyl-prolyl isomerization. Gene Ontology annotation, molecular function: peptidyl-prolyl cis-trans isomerase activity. Lineage: Eukaryota; Fungi; Basidiomycota; Agaricomycetes; Polyporales; Fomitopsidaceae. The transcript is spliced from 6 exons. The record is from RefSeq and is a predicted model, not a curated record.